This is a messenger RNA of Amoebophrya sp. A120, 3746 nucleotides long. Lineage: Eukaryota; Dinophyceae; Syndiniales; Amoebophryaceae. The record is from the annotation of a GenBank genome assembly.
AGAAGAACGGGCAACACCUUGAAUUACAUUUCUCGGCUCUGUGAAAGUUGUAAACUAAGAAGUAGAAUAAAACUCAGGCGUCAUGCUGUCUUUUUCCACGAUCGAGAAGAUCCUUCGGGACAAAGGAUAUGAGCACACUCGUACACGCGGAUCUCAUCACCAGUUCACGCAUUCCGAGCGCGCAACCCAGCCUGUUCCGGUUCACAAUCACAAGGUGCGUGUGAGCGUUUGGUGGCUCAUUCUACGGAACAUUGAUCGUGAGGACGAUCUUAGAUGCAAGCCGGUGCAAGGCCAUGCAAACGAUGCGGGUGCAUGUGAUGCCGGGUCAGGUGGAGGCGGAGAGAUCGCUCCGCGCACUGCGGAUCACGCCAAGGAGAGCCCAACAGUUGCGCCACGACCUUGGAAACCUCGUGCGGAGCCCGUUCUCGCCACGGAUGAAAAAGCCGAGUAUGAGCGGCUCCUAACGGAAUACGAACGGCGCGCAGCAGAAAAGAAGGAACUGCUCGUUCAGGAAAUGCUGGAUGUCGAGGAGAGGCACUUCGCAUUUCUGGCGGACAACAAUGCUCUCGGUGCAGUGGAGUUUCUGGAGAAGGUCUUGUUCGAGGAAAGAAAGUUUGCAAAAUUUCGAGGCCGACCGGAAAAGGGUGCGGACCAUGCAACCUUGAUGGACUUGGAGCUGUACUACACCUGUGCUUUGGAGCAACACGCAGCCCAACUCCCGUUUGGUUCUGAGGAUCAACAAAAGACUCUCUCAAAAAUUUUUGACUUCUUGGCGGAAAUGAAGACCAUUUGGUGGACGAGGACGCAAUCUGCGUCACUGGAAGACCGUCACGCGACGCUCCUCAACAACAUUCUGGAGUCACUUCGAGAUCACCUGAGACUGGUGCGCUGCAAUCCCAGAGGGCUUACUUUGGACGACAGGACUACGGAGGCCUUUGUCUACAAUCAGUGCCUGCACGAAGGAUCGUUUCGUUUUUUCACUUUCUUGUUGGAGUAUUUUUCACGUGAUGGGCAGCGCCGCGGGGGACCCCGUCAGAAGCGCUUUGAAGACUUCGCGAAGAUAUUUCGCGUCGAAUUGGUCGCACUGGCACUACAAGGAGGAUCGCCGGGAAAAUAUUUGCUGUUGGACUGCUGUGGCGGCCCAGGAAGAGUACAGUCCAAGACUCUCGAGGAAUUCAGCAAAUACCACCAGCAAGCGCAAAACUUUCGCGAUAUAUUCGCGUUGGUUCCGACAGAAUUUUCGUGUUGGGAGGACACCAUGCGCCGGAUGACCAGCGAAAUGGGUGGCUUGUAUCGUUGCGAGUGCGGCGGGCCUCUCGCAGGCAAUAUGCUUCCAGGCCUCGCUCCCUUACAUAUGAGUCGGUGGGCGUUCGCGCACGAACAUGAAACCUUGGACUGGUUAUGUCGCUUGCUGCAGAAAACCAUCGAAUGUGUAGAGGCAGUAAUGAAUAGCGGCGUCUUCAGAACCCUGAGCACAGGGAUAGCGGACACAGUUUUUAAGCGGCAGAUCUUCGCAAACUCACUCGGUCCCUACGGCUCGACUUCGCGCGAAGGAUCUGCAUCGACCAAACUGCUCCUGUCCUCAAUUUCAAAAUGUACUGCUUCUGCAAAAGAUCGCUCUUCAUCGGCGAAGCAAGGAAAGGCUACUGCAACGUCCGUGGCCAACGUUCUCGGCACCGUUAUAAGCUGUCACAUGGAUCUCCUGCAUCUCGCUCUGACACAUCCUGUUCAUGACGAAAGUCAGGGGACAAGAGCGGCGGGGGCGAGCGAAGAAAUUGAUCUCGUCCAACAGGAAAAUGCUUGGGGCUGGCGAGUGAGUCACAUCCUGUAUGGUGCUUUUGCUAUGCUGCACGCGUACCGGUUUUCCAAGGAUGGUCGCGCGGUAUUGGAGGGAUGUUGCGGCUCCCACAUCUGUCCCGCGAUCUCAAAGAAAUCACAAGAGAUUGUCUCGAAAAAACCCGGAACUGGGAGUCGCAGCAAGCAGGGCUCGAGAACUGUCUGCAAACCUUCGGCGUCACGCCCCAUUGUCGACGUCGAUAACCACGGGUCGUGGCGUCUUCGCGUUUUCGAAUGCCUAUACUUCUUACUCCGACAGUGGCGCUACGACUUCACAACGCGCCAAAACCAUGUCGUCAGGAGUUUCGUCGACCGGACUUCCGGUACAAUCGUCACACCUGGCGCUCUAGACCCGGAGACAGGGAAACCACCUCCCUUUUAUGAGUACGGGGCGUACUUCCUCUUCUACACGCUCUUCGUGCCAACGUGUUUGUUGGAUCUCCACGAGCAAAAAGACGAACAAGAUGACCGGAACGUAGACGCAUCCACGAGUUUCUGGCUCGGUACGAGCAGCAGUGAAGACGCAAACAAGUUCAUCACACAGAGAGGCGCGGCCAUGUGGCACACCGGCAGCAAUGAUUCUGACGUUGGUAAUGAUUGUCCCAACUUGCGUCACAACAUCGCAGCAUUCCUCUUGUCCUGGCAGUGGCAGGGAUUGCAGAAGACUACAAUCAGCGGGAAGGAGCUGUUCACGCAUAUUGACGAGGUCCUCGCAAACGAAAGCGUGGAGCGAUCUCGAGCCGUCGAGCCGACGUCCCAAGAUGAAACAAUGCGUUUGAUGGCCACAUUUGGUGAAGGAAUUUCUGCGUACAGGAAGCUACAGUCCUCACACGGGAAACAAAAAGUCUGCGCGUUGGCGAAUGGGAAAGGGCGUCUUUCGCCCGAAGAGGUGGAUGAAGCAACAGCAUCUUUUGUCCUGGCUAUUUCAUCCACGGGAUCGUUUCAGUUCCACAGCGAAGAGAACGGAGAUGAGGAUGACGAGCAGGAGAAGACCGCCAGGAUGAAAAAGAUGCUGAAGCAGUACGAGGGCCUGGCUCUCCCUCGAAGGCGCCGGUUCAAUCAAGCAUUGUUGACAGUGUUUUGGUCGGCCAACAUGUUUGUGUCAGAAAAGGACCUCGAAAAAGUGUUACCAUCACGACGUGAGGCUUGCGCUCGUGCCUCUCGUGCUAGUGCAGGUGACGCUGCCGCUUCGCGGGUUUUUGAGAGUUUCCAUGGUUUUCUGCACGAAGUGAAGCGUGGAACGCAGGUUCGGACGAAAAUAAUCAAGCGGAUGUUUCUAUACGUGACUGGUACUAUGGCGGUCGCAAGAACGGUCCUUGGAGGAAUGGAUUACCGUCCGCAACCAUACAUGUUUUACUCACCAGAGCCAGCACUCGAGACCGCACCAGUAGAACAGCGGAGGCAGCCACCAAGUAAAAGUGUACUCCGCCUGGAUUUUGUACCUCCCCCCGGAUCGAAAUCAUCAGCAUCACGUGUGCCAACGAAGCCCAUGGUCUUGUGGUACUUCUUGACGGAUAUCCUUGGAAUCGAAAAUACUUUCGAAAACUUGUGGAAUGCCUGGCACUUGGUAUUCGAGAAAAACAGCAAGAAGACUGCAACUGCUUUGAAAACAAUCGCAGCUAAGCUGAAAGUCGAGAUACCGUCUCUCGAUUGAACCGGCAGCUCGAGGUAGAAGCAGCAAAAACAUGUAAGCUCGUCAAGAUGAGCAUGUAAAAGCGUCGAUUUUGUGUUGACCACGACCUUUAGAAUCCAAUCCGCGUCGAUUCACAGUCGUUCGUAAGGGAGAUACUAGAUUACUGUCAAACCUAUUCCGGAUUCCAUGCACUUUCACGACGAGCACGUCAGGUGGACAACCAACCUGGCGGUCUUUCCUCUGUCGUUAGACUUAUUCUUGAAACAGAAAAUAAGAU